AUGCUUAACAGAACCAUUGCUAAAAGAACUUUAGCUACGGCAGCUCAGGCAGAACGGACCCUACCCAAGAAAUACGGUGGUCGUUUUACCGUCACUUUGAUACCAGGUGAUGGUGUCGGAAAGGAAAUCACCGACUCAGUGAGAACUAUCUUCGAGGCUGAAAGGAUCCCGGUCGAUUGGGAGACCAUAAAUAUCAAACAGACCGAUCACAAAGAGGGCGUCUAUGAAGCCGUCGAAUCUUUGAAAAGGAACAAGAUUGGCCUGAAGGGGUUAUGGCACACUCCUGCUGACCAAACAGGCCAUGGUUCGCUAAACGUUGCUUUGCGUAAACAGCUAGACAUCUAUGCCAAUGUAGCCCUAUUCAAAUCCUUAAAGGGUGUCAAGACCAGAAUUCCGGACAUAGAUCUGAUCGUCAUUAGAGAGAACACAGAAGGUGAGUUCUCAGGUCUAGAACACGAAUCCGUCCCAGGUGUAGUGGAAUCCUUGAAGGUUAUGACCAAGCCCAAGACGGAAAGGAUCGCCAGAUUCGCCUUUGAUUUUGCCAAAAAAUACAACAGAAAAGCUGUUACCGCUGUGCAUAAGGCAAAUAUCAUGAAAUUAGGAGACGGCCUUUUCAGAAAUAUAAUCACUGAAAUCGGUCAGACAGAGUAUCCUGACAUUGAUGUCUCGUCCAUCAUCGUCGACAAUGCCUCCAUGCAGGCAGUGGCCAAACCCCACCAAUUCGAUGUGUUGGUUACCCCUUCAAUGUACGGUACUAUCUUAGGUAACAUCGGUGCUGCUUUGAUCGGUGGCCCAGGCCUGGUGGCAGGUGCCAAUUUCGGUAGGGACUACGCCGUUUUCGAACCAGGUUCCAGACACGUCGGUUUGGACAUCAAGGGUCAAAACGUGGCCAACCCCACUGCUAUGAUUCUCUCUUCGGUGUUAAUGUUAAAUCAUCUGGGUUUGAAUGAGAAUGCCACCAGGAUCUCAAAGGCUGUUCACGAAACCAUUGCAGAAGGUAAACAUACCACUAGAGAUAUAGGUGGCUCUUCCUCCACUACCGAUUUCACCAACGAAGUCAUUAACAAAUUAUCUACCAUGCAAUGA
Molecule: messenger RNA, 1086 nt
Organism: Saccharomyces kudriavzevii IFO 1802
Lineage: Eukaryota; Fungi; Ascomycota; Saccharomycetes; Saccharomycetales; Saccharomycetaceae
Gene: IDH1
Product: isocitrate dehydrogenase (NAD(+)) IDH1
Exons: 1
Coding region: 1-1086 (361 amino acids)
Biological process (GO): tricarboxylic acid cycle; isocitrate metabolic process
Cellular component (GO): mitochondrion
Molecular function (GO): isocitrate dehydrogenase (NAD+) activity; magnesium ion binding; NAD binding
Source: RefSeq, a predicted model, not a curated record